AUGCAAAUAGUUUUGCUUUAUUUUUUAAAAAACUUUUCAAAGCAUUAUUUCUAUUUUCACUUUUGAAUAUAAAAUUGUUAAAUUAACUAAAAUAAAUUAACUUUUAGACAUAAGUAGCUAAAAGUGAAAAAGUUUGAAACGUUAAAAAACAAUUCACUGACGCAAGUUAAAAGAUGACAACGAAAUAAGAUUCGACAGUCCGUCAGAGUUAGGAAUUUAUCAAAUUAUAUAUAUCAAUAAUACAAUCGAGCAGAAUGUCUCGAAGUAGUUACUUCGAUAAACUGACAACUGGGGUAACACUGACCAAGUACAUCCUGGUCGAGCAGCAAAGCAACCCAGAGAAGUUUGGGGACCUGUCGAGACUCAUGAACGCCAUCCAGAUUGGCGUGAAAGCACUUUCCAAUCUAGUCAGGAAAAGCGGUUUUUCACAGAUACUGGGCCCCAGGGGAUCGUGGUAUUCCCAAUACUACGAGCAGAAGUUAGAUCAGCUAGCUCACGAGUUGUUAGUGAAUACUUUGGUUUCGUCGUUUUCAACUUGCGUUCUUGUUUCUGGUGAGGAGGAGGACGUCAUCAUUGUCGAAAAAGAUAAACAGAAAUCCACGGGGCCAGCAUCUCGCAGGGAUGUGCUGGAUCAGUCCGGUAGGGAUGUGGUGGCGGCCGGGUACGCCCUGUAUGGCAGUGCCACCGUGUUCGUCAUGUCGGCUGGCAAUGGUGUUCACGAGUUUAUCCUUGAUCCUACGAUAGGCGAAUUCAUACUGACAAGUUAUUCCAUGAGAAUUCCGAGCGCUGGUCGAAUGUACUCCAUAAAUGAGGGUUACUCCAAGUACUGGUACGCUCCGAUACAGCGGUAUGUACGUUCCCUUAAAUACCCCAAGGACGGGAAAGACCCGUACUCCGGAAGGUACAUCGGGGCGAUGGUGGCUGACGUGCACAGGACCCUCAAGUAUGGCGGGAUCUUUAUGUACCCCGCCACUAAAGAUUGCCCCAGAGGGAAGUUGCGCCUAAUGUACGAGUGCAUCCCGAUGGCAUUCCUGGUGGAGCAGGCAGGGGGGCUGGCCGUGACCAACCCCGCAGGGUCCCUCGUCAACGUGCUGGAGGUCAACGCAGGGUCAUCGGUCCACCAGCGCAUCCCCGUCUUCAUGGGCUCCAGAGGGAACGUCGAAGAGAUGAUUGCGUGCUUCCAGUGUGUCAUGAACGGAGAUUGCGAUGAUGAUGAUGGUGGUGGUGGUGGGAGUGAUGGUGGUGGUGGGAGUGGGCGUGAUGGUGGUGGUGGGAGUGAUGGUGGUGAUCGUUGGGGAAUAGAUAGGAAGAAAUGA
This is a messenger RNA of Helobdella robusta, 1316 nucleotides long. RefSeq lists its product as hypothetical. Gene Ontology annotation, cellular component: cytosol; cytoplasm. Lineage: Eukaryota; Metazoa; Annelida; Clitellata; Rhynchobdellida; Glossiphoniidae. Gene Ontology annotation, biological process: fructose 1,6-bisphosphate metabolic process; sucrose biosynthetic process; fructose 6-phosphate metabolic process. Bases 255 to 1316 code for a protein of 353 amino acids. The record is from RefSeq and is a predicted model, not a curated record. The transcript is spliced from 6 exons. Gene Ontology annotation, molecular function: fructose 1,6-bisphosphate 1-phosphatase activity.